Messenger RNA from Pseudopipra pipra, 8707 nucleotides. RefSeq names its product centromere protein U (gene CENPU). The coding region runs from base 1688 to 2623 and encodes 311 amino acids. The record is from RefSeq and is a predicted model, not a curated record. Gene Ontology annotation, cellular component: nucleus. NCBI's taxonomy places the organism in Eukaryota, Metazoa, Chordata, Aves, Passeriformes, Pipridae. The transcript has 12 exons.
CUGGUUGUUUACACUUUUACUUUUGGAAAGUAACUUCUUAGGUUGAAGUUUUUGGCCAAUAUUUGUAAGAAAGGGAUGCUGUUAUAUGUAACUUGCUCUUUUAGUAUAUUCCUAAACAAACAAAUCUUGUAUUGUUUGUCUGUUUUCAGUAUAGUUUCUGACAGUUGUGUUCUUACCAUCAUCAUGAGUAACUUGAAUGAAAGCUGGAGUUUUCUUAAACUCUUAUGUAGCUUGUGAGUGGUAGUAGUUUUCCUUAUUCCUGCCCUUACACUGUGCAUCUGGCUUCAGUCAGGAGUAUGGUAUAAAGGAUUUCAUGGGCCGAGUUACCACACCAGGGUAGAUGAAGCAUCACUACCAGGACACUUCUUAGAGCUCUAUGUGAAUACAGAUGCCAUUGUGAGAUACUAAGCACACUUCUGUUCCUAGCCAUUGUAGACUUUCUCCUCAAAGUGAUCCUGUAUGUUCCUUUAUACAUUUCUUCUGUACUGAAAAAAAUCUAAACCAAAUUUUUGUUACUUAUUCAAUAACCAAGUAUGUGUAUGCUGCUUGGAAAGACAGACUGAAGUGUCACUAAUGGAGAUAGCUGAGAGAUGGAUGACAGCUGGAUCUAAGGUUUAGGUUCAUAACACAUUGUAUCAAAGAAAGCUUCCUGGAAGAGCCACAUAUGACUACUGAAACAAAGCUGUGCUGUAUUAGCCUUGCCUCAGGGACUGCUAAGUGAGGCUGGAUGUUAUAGCCAGCAACUUAGAAGUCUAAAGAGACCUUGCCACCAGUUAAUUCUGAAGUAAUUAUUUCACUGUGUUUUAGCUUAUUGGGUUGAUAACAAUGGGUAGCUGGGCAGAUGAUCUUUAGAUAACACCCUGACUGUGGAUGAAGAGAUGUGACAUCAAAAGGGCCUCUCUCAACUAGUGAGACUUUUGAUGAAUUGCUAAAUCCCUUAUUAACAAAUUAUUAAUUUAAAUGCCAGAGAUGGAAUUAAGUGUUCAAGGUAAAGCCUACUUUUUUUUUUUUUUUUUUUUUUUUUUGCACGGUAUUACAGCAAGUACUGGUUUUGUGUGUUAUAAAUUAUUAUCACAAGAUUUCAGGUUAUCUUUACAGAAGUAAUCUCGUCCACUUGUUUUUCGAGAUGCACAGCAUCAGUUCAGGGAAGGGGGGCGGGGAGAAGAAAACGUGGAGUUUUGUUGGUUGUUUGCUCUUUUUUUUUUAGUCAGACUAAUUAAUGGAAAAACACUCAGCAGAGUGAUGGUUGUGUGAAUUCUUUAAACACGGAAUGAACGGCGCGGGCCCCCUUCCUUCCUCGGCCCCGACCGGUGUCAGAGCUGGGCUGUGGCGGCGCUGUCCCUGUCCCUGUCCCUGUUCCUGUUCCGGCGCGGCGGCUCCUCCCCCCGCCUUCCCUUCCUUCCUUCCUUCCCGGCGGCGGCGCGCCCGGUUCGAACGGCGGCGGGAAAAGCGGGAGUGUGCCCUGAGGGGUCGGGCCGGGGGGCGCUGGUGUUCGCGGGGAGACGGGGCCGGGAGGGCGGGACGAGGGUCUGCCCUGCCCGCCUUGGGGCGCUCGGCGAGGCGGGCUGGGACCUCCUGCGUGAGGGGAACUGCAGCGGCGGAGAGGAGGUACUGACACAGAGAAAGCUGAUUUGUGUCGGGGACAAUUUUUCACUGACUUUAUCCUCAGCAUAUACUGAAUAGCGAAAUGUCCUCGAAGAAGAAAAUAAAGAAGACUCAUACAAGCUAUAAAUUAGAGGAACACAAAGCCAAUUCCAAUCUUCGCUGGAAAUCACUUCUGCUUGAGGAACCUGAUGUCUCAAGGAUAUUGAAGGUAGCGGAAACAAAACACCUGGAGGAGCUUGAUGAUUCCUUUGAUCACCCUUUGCACAGUACUGCUGUGGAUGCUUAUGGAGAGGAACACUCACAAAACGAGUCACUUGGUCAUGUUUCAGCACUGCAAAGGCAAAAUACAGAAGGAAGUAAAAAAAUGCAUCUAUCAAAGACAUCUAAUGGUGAUAAGGAGAUGCUCAAAACAGCUGGUGCUGGAGAUGGACCUCUUAAGGAGACUGUGAAGGGUCUGAAUACUACUCAGUUCCAGGCGAAAAAGAAGCAGCCUUCAGAGGAGAGCACAUCAGACCCUUCUGUGGACAGCCCACAUUCUGUACAGGUUUGGUGUCCCAAAGAGCUGGAGAGAUCUCCUAGAGAUAUUACAGAACUGGAUGUUGUUCUGGCUGAAGUUGAGAAGAUAGCAGCAAAUUACAGACAAAGCAUAGAAUCAAACAUUUGCAGAAAGGCUAUCAAUGACUUCUGUUCUGCUUUCAAGGGCCAAAUCACCGAUCUUAUAGCGGGAGUCCAGGAAUUAAAGAAUAUGAAGAGGAAAAAUGCUAAGGCAGUAACAAACAUCAAAAAGAAAAGGCAGCGACUGGUGCAACUCAGAGAAGAGCUAAUUGGAGCUGAACCACAACUGACACAACUACAAAGAGAAUAUGAUGAGAUAAAGGAAAGGAAAUCUUCCUUGAGGCAAACAAUUGAAUUACUUACUGAUUUAAAGGAGCUACAGCAAGACUGUUUGGAUUUUAGAGAAGAAAACCCAAAAGAAAAAGUGGUAAUACAGAAUCUGACCAAACUUAAUAAUGGUUAAGUUUUGGCAUUUUGAGUGCGUACAGAGAAAUGAGGCACAACUCAGGAGCUGUACCACGUGUUCUGUGUCCUUUAAACACUUGAAGGUAGGUUCAAAAAAAACCAAACCAAAAACCAAGACUCUCAAGAGUUUUGUUCUUGUUUUUUCUUCAAAAACAAGAAAUUCUGGUAGGAACUCCAAAAUUACACUGUAGCAAUGUUAAUGGAAUAACUGCUCAUUCGAAGUAGCUUUUUGUAACUGCUGCGGGAGAAUUAUCAUUAAAAUACGUAUUUAAAAAUAUUGUAAAUUCCACUGGAAUUAAAUAAUUACCUAAUGUUGCAGAUUAAAGAGGAAAGAAAAUAUGCUUCUUCCAAGGAAACAUCCUUUUCACAGCUAGGGAUAAACUUAUUAUCCUCUGCUAUCUUCAGAAUCACAUUUUUUCCUGCUUUUGAUGAUUUAUACAUCCGGAAGUUUCUAUUCUUUGUAUAAACUCCUACAGGAAAACAAAUAUUUCGUAACAUAACAAUGCUGGCUAGGAUUUAGGGUACUUAGCACUUGUAAAUUAAACAAUUUUCCUUAGACCCAGCUAAGAGUCUAAUGAAUGGACAAAUACUAUUACUGACUUCAGCUCACACCCCAUAGCUGAAAUGCAACAAAGCAAGAUCAUAACGCAUGUACAUUUUUAUGUCAUAGAAGAAUUAAGACAAACACUCAACAGCCCUACACAGGCAUCUUAAUGAUUCUGACAUUAUAAUUGCUAAAAGUUUCACUUCAGUAUAAGAAACCCAUGAUUUCAAAUUAAUUUUGUGAAAUACAACUGAGGACAAAAAGCUGCACAUUUAUCAUCAAAUUCUUAGAAGGUGACACAGUCAAAAAAAAUGGUUUUAUUUAAUUUCCAUGUAUGAAUAUGCUUGAAGGAAUUUUGAACAGUAUGUGAAAGUAAUCCUUCUGAAUUAGUAAUGGAGAAGCCUACUGUAGGGCCCACUCUGGGAUUACAUUUCAAUAGAUCAGACAUAUUGAGGAGGCCUGCAAUGAAAGUGAUCCUGAAUUCCAUGAGAAGAAUCUGAAGGAAUGGGGGUUCUUCACAGGAGUCUGAGAAAAAAAAGACAGUAAAGUCUUGAAGUACAUAACACAUUGCUGUGCAAAAGUGUGCUGAGCUAUUUUCAUUUCACUGAGACGAGGCAAAAAGCAGAAAAAAGAUACAGGAAUGAAGAAGGGUGGAACUUUCAAACUAGUUUGACUAUGGGUGUUGUGCUCCUGGAGAUUAGUAACAUUUUAAUACCUUCAACAGGCUAAGCCCAGCUGGGCCAUGAAGUGCCCAACCCAAAAUUUCUAUUAUUCCAUCACAAACCUAACAGCUGCCAUUCCAAACAGGGAAAGAAGGCUCAAUUCAUACACGUAGAACAAUUCAGAAGGCCACGCCUGUAAGACUUAUUCCAUAAUUAAGCAGCUUCUAAUUCAACUGAAAUAACAAAAAAAUGCAAUAUAUGCUAUUCUCUUUUAAUUCAAAUGGGAGCACUAAGUAUUAGAUGAAAAAAAUUAUUAGUCUUGUGUGGCAAGAAUUUCUUCAAAUUUCAGAAAAAAUAAUCAAAUGUAGUAAUAUAAGAAGUUCCAUGGACCAAGAAUCUAAGGUUCCUUUAAAGGAUAGCCCUUAACGAUCACAGUUUCAGCAUGUAUUGUAUCUCAUUUAAAUUCUGACCAUAGGGACAACAGUAAGAACACCGCUGUUCUUACUGUCUGUAAGAGAAGAUUAAGAAACAUCUAAUUUCUUAACUUUGUUGCAUCCCAAAGAAGUUUAAAAGCACUUAUAUUUACCUAGAUCCACAAAAAGUUGCUUGUUGCCUUUUGUAUCAUUUACUAUUAGAAAAGAAAAAUCCAAAUUUUCUCCCUGGUGUGACAUUUCCAUAUCCUUUGUUUUGUGAGCAAUGGCUGGCCAGCCUUUGGAAGCAUCUUUGACAGCUGUGAGGUUUCUAAGAGAACCAUCUAAUCCAACUGCUUCUGCAGAAGACUGGAAAACACGUCCUGCUUCUUCUUCUGGAAUCACAGCAGCAGCAGCCUCACUCUCCAUUAAUCUUAUGGCAGGCUGCAAAAUGGUUCUCACAAAGUUACCUUAAAGACAAACAAAAAAGGCCAAAAGCAGAUAACGUCGUUUAUGAGUCAAGAAAGAAAGAGUUUCUGUGCAAACAUUUUUUAAAAUAGCCAAGAUGGAAGUGGUUGGAGUUUGGAGUCUUUUUAGCCCUCCUGCAUUUUUAAAAAAACCUUUUGGUCAGCCCACUGUACAAAAUGGUUCUGGCCAAUAAUGAGAAACCAAUGCUUGGCAAGAAUUUGUAUUAAGCUUCUUAAAAAAACCCCCAAAGACACGAACAAGCUCAGAUUUAGGAUUCUGAAAAGCUUGUGAUUGUCCCUCUCACUGCUGCUUUCCCUAACAUAAUUUCCAGAAUGACUGAAAAUGUUUAGUUGCAGUUUCAUAGUGUGCUCACUGCUCUAAGAGUUUGAUCAAAAAGAUACUCAAACAACAAAUUAUUUUUACAAAAGUAUUUUGUAAUGACUUUUCAAACUCCCACUAUUGUAAUUCAAAUCCAUUGUACCUCCAGGCUCUGCUAGAUGGUAACUAAAGACAAACAAAUAAAAACCAUGGCCACAAUAUUUCCAGGAAGAAAGCAGAGAACAGAAUAAAUACACAUGUGGGAAAAAAACUAUGAAGUCAAAGGAAUACUGGCAAGGAGAAUUCUGCAGUUGUUGGAUGAACCUUCAGUGGGGAACAUGAAAGAAUAUGAAAUGUAAGUCCUCCUAUGCUACAUAUCAACAAAGUGACUCAGCAUAUCAGGCAUCAAAAUCAUCAUUAUCCUCAUAAUUCAUUACAGGACUACUGAGGCACACAAAUGAGUCACAGUCACAGACAGCGUUUUAACCCUGUGUGUCCAAAUACGCACAGAGAAAUUCUUAGUUUUAUAACAAUAGUUACUUGGAUCUUCAGUUCAGGGAGAAAAUGGACCUAUUUCAGAACUGAAGUUUAUUUCAAUUAUGAUAAAAGUUAGAGUACCUGUAGAAGUCCUGGUUGACCACUUCACUUUUUUGUGUCUGUAACUGAGUAACAAUCACUCUGGUGUCAGAAUAGCAAGGGUUCUGUUAGUGAAAGAUUAUUUUGGGACUUAUUUCUUUAUCAUUCACACAUGCCUUUGUUUUCUCUCUUCCAAUGUCUUCUAACUGGUCAGAUGUGGGAAACAAAGUGUACAUUUCAUACUUUUGAUCCUUGAAUAUAUUUUUUGUACGUGGGAUGUGUCAUCGGAGUUGAUCAAUGCAAAUUCAUUGAUUGCCACAGCUUUCCUGUGGACAUUACAUGAUCUCUCUCUUAGGUGAGCUAUGAACUCAGCCCCUGUAUUUUAAUUCUAGCUAGUAACUAAUUCCCAAUAUUAUAUACUAGAAGUUUUAAAUCAUAUUUAAUUUUAAGCCCAUGCACUUUGUGCAUGACUCCUGACAUAAAAUACUUAUGAUACAAUAUCAUCCAAGAUGUGAUACUUUGUAUUCUAGUUUAUCCCACAUAAAUACCACUAACUCAUCUUAAAGAACAUUUUGUAUGAGGCAGAACACCACAGCACUGAAUACAAAAAAGUCAUCACUUGCAUAUGUUUGAAAAAUAUAUGAAUCCCUUCAAGUUUAAUAUUAGACAAAAUCUUUCCAUCACAUCAAAAAUAUUUUUUUUCAUAUAGGUUUUGGGAAAUUACUUUAUGUAGUUAUCUGCAUUUUUACUUCUUUACUACAGCAGAGUACUUUGCACAAAGUACAAAGCUAAUACACCUUAGCACAAGUUUGUUAAGCAGGUUACCAACAUCCACUAAUGAAAAGUCUCGAGUAUAAUAUUAUUGGUAACAUGCAUGAAUUUAACACUGGCAUUUACGGUUAUAAAAAGUUGAUUUUUACUGUGACUUCAAUAUCUUGUUGUAAAGGCAAAGCUGGAAUAUGAAUACACAACCUAGAAAUGUAUUUUUAAGUCUGGCAGUUUGCAAACAGGUCAAAUUCACGUCACAGUGGAGACACAGAACAUUUAAACCAAUGGGCCAGAAUAAACAAUUCAAGCUUCUACUGAAAGAACUGACUAAUGUAAUUUAGCUAUCAAGAUCAGAGGCUAAAACUGCUGUCAUACCAUAUUAUUUAUCAUCCAUGUAUUACAUAGGUGUUUAUACUGGCAGAGAAGUUAAAAGACCAUACUUCUGAACUAAAAAUUGCAGUAGUCUCAUUUAAGUCUUCAUGGUUUGUAACUGGUACCACAGUGUCAAGUAAGAAAUUACUGCUCUGUGUCACACUUAGAUUUGGCAGCCAAUAGUACAGGCAGCAUUUGCUUAUAACCAAGACAAUCUGCUCGGCUUUCCUCGAGCUACUCUUCAAAAGAUUUAGGGACACAGAUUCCACUACUCCUAAGAAUGAGAAAUUGGGUUUUUUUAAUGUUAAAAAAGCUGGAAAAAAAUUCCUCUGUUCUGGUAAUACUCUGUCCUCUUUGUGUUAGAGUUAGGACCUGAAUUUUGGCCUGAAGUAGUGCUUAGGCCAUGGACCAAAUGCUUACACUAAAAAUACUUGGGAAAAAAACUUAUAUGUAAAUGCAGGCUUACAAUAUCCAUCCUGUCCUUACAGUUUGCUCUAUUCCUCCAGAUGUUCAUGCUGACAAGACCUUCCAUAAAUGAUUCCUCAGAGCAACACAAAACGUGUCAACCCAAUAACACUUCAAUCCAGGAGUACGUGUUGUCCCCAUGAAAUAACUAGACAAAUUCAAAAGGGAAAUAAGAUUUUCUCUAAUGCUGUACUGGGCUAGACAGAAGUCCAGCACUUUGUCAUUAAUAACAGCAUCACUGUGCAGUCAUUAAGUACUAAAAGCAAAGAGAUCAUCUUUCCUGUACUCUCUACAAGACUCUGCUAGGUCAUACAGAGCCUAGUAAGAAUCUACUUAAAAACACAGGAGGUAUUAAAAGAAUAAGAAAUACAGUAUAAACUUUACUCAAGACUGGAAUGAAGGAGGGUGCAGAGCUAGAAAAAGAGGUAAGGGUGAGAAAGGGAGGACUGGGCAUGAAGACAGUCAGACAGAUUGUGACAAGUAGACAGCAGAAUAAAAGUGGGAAACUGAGUGGGAUCAAAAUUUUGAACCAAACACCCUGAACUCUUCCUAUUCUACUGCCAGGGAAACCAAGUAACAAUGCACAUAAUUUCUUGUAAUCCUACUGCUGUUGUCACAGUUCUUCCUGAACACAAACAGUAGAGCUAAAUGUCACAAAUCUAAAUUUCAUCCCUUCUAAUAACCCCUGAGAUACUAAUCUCUGUAUAACAGCAUUUCUGCUUAUUUUCCCUCAUCUUUUUUGUUUAUUUGAAAAAAAACACAAUAAGGAACAAAGGUUACAAAAAUAAACACUCAAAUAUUAAGAUAUUACAAAAUCAAGGUUGCAGAUGCAAUGUUAAUUAACCCAGAGUUCUGCAUUUGUAGGUUGAUACAGACUUUAAUUCCACCACUCAGCAAGCUGUUUUCCAUGAGUUCCUGCUCCACUCAGACAAAAUUUAGCUGAUAUUCUACUGUGCCCUCAUUGGUCAAAGUAUGUCUAUAAGACUGCUUUGCUGCACACUACAGAGAAUAUACAUACAAAAAAAAGAAAUUAUGAAUUUCAACAUUAACUUUUCUUACUGUUCACCACUAGCACUUCAGUGCUUCACAGGCAGUAUUUUAAAAGUAUAUUCAAAAUACUUCUGUUAAGUGAGGAGGUAUUAUUCUACUUAUUUUAAAAAAUGGAGUCAUAACAAUCCUGAACUGGCAACUCUUUAUGUUGAGAGUUGCCAUAUCCCAAGAAAUAACAACUUACAUCAACAAUUAAAAUUGCUUUCAGCUUCCUCUUAAUCACUCUUAUGCACAGCUGGCUUGAAAUCAUCUUUGUCCUGCCUUCCUGACCCUAUGCUGAGCACAAAUGAACUGUAUUUAGAGCAAAAAACAGUAGCUUUAAUUGUUAAGACUGACAUUAACCUGCAAAUUAAGGAGUCAUAGACUUGCCAGUUUCAUAGAAGUCAGUCUUGUCCAUACUUUUAUAAAUAAAAGAAACAUGCUAAUUAUGGGAAAAGGAAGUAGAAGAU